AUGUCGUCCUCAUCCACUCAAGUAGAAAGAGCAGCAGAUAGGUCAUACCACCCCAAGGGAUAUGGCAUGUCACCUUCCCUCCAACGAGCUAGGAAACCAUUCGUACUCACCAACGUCCUCAUCGGUGGGACGCUAUUCGCAUUCGCCGUGGGGGUUUAUGUAUACUCCAUAUCGGCGGUUAAACAAGAUGAUUUCUCGGACGUGGAAGAUCUUUUACCUCCAUUGGAAGAACGACGUAAAAUAGUAUCCAUCGAAGACGAACAGCGUGCUUCCAAAUCCCUACAAUCGAUUGCCUCCGCUCUACCUCUCUCUUCUUCCCCUCCUCCUCGAUCACAAAGUGCGAAUACGCCGUUACCUUACGCUACAUCAACCGGAUCAUCACCUUCGAAGGAUAUCCCUCAACCUGACUUGUCAGGCGCUACUUUACCUUUACUGGAGAGUAGGCCAGGAUCAGGAUCGGGAUGGGGUAUAAAGAGGAUAAGUGAAUUGGAAUGGAUACGGAAAAGAGGGUUGGUAGAUCCCAAUGGGAAUGUGUUAGUGUGGGGUGCACCAAAUGUCGAUAGGAUUGGAAAUAUCACCGCUGACAAGAGCGGGAAGAGGCUGGUAUAA
Molecule: messenger RNA, 609 nt
Organism: Kwoniella botswanensis
Lineage: Eukaryota; Fungi; Basidiomycota; Tremellomycetes; Tremellales; Cryptococcaceae
Exons: 3
Coding region: 1-609 (202 amino acids)
Biological process (GO): mitochondrial respiratory chain complex IV assembly
Cellular component (GO): mitochondrial inner membrane
Source: RefSeq, a predicted model, not a curated record